AUGCUAAGCCACGCGUUUCGGGCAAAGGGAGGAAUGGAGGGCAAGAAAGCGGCUCAACCCUGCGAGCAGCAAGAAAGUGGAAACGACAUCUAUCAUCUUCUCUUGACCCAUCGACAAAGCGUCUGUCCGUCGACACGGUUGAGAGUAAAGGAAUCGAUACGUAAAAACGAGAACGAGAGGAAGACCGAAAGGAAACCGAGAAUGCCCCGUCGACCUCCUCCUGGUGGACACACUAGCAUCGUCUUUGGUGACGAUACGACUUCAGUUCCAUGGCGAUCCACAAGCCAAGCGGCUGCGGCGGAAGCUCGAACGCCACCGCCGUCCCGACCUGCAACACCUCCAAAGACAGCGACGGAACCGUGGCAGGGGAGGAAGAAUAAAAGCACAGUAUUUGGAAAUGACACGCAGGACGUGUCAGAUGGAAUCGACAAGUUGUCAAUCUCAAAGAAAAGUGGGAGAUCUCCGGGUGGAAAGAGUACCAUGGGAUCUAUCCUACAAACCAAGGAAAAGGAUGCAAAGCCGUCUCCGCCCACGGCUCCCUCCACCUCUAGGCCUUCAGGGAGCAUUGUCCCAUUAGGGGAAGACGAACGGAUCCGUCGCCCAGCGAAACGUCAACUAGGUGAUCCAGGACACAGAAGCUCUGUCGCUCUGGGUUCGCAGACACCGUCGCCUCCGCCAACACGCCCACAAUCACCAACGGAGUCUCCGCGCUCCAAACCCGCCUCCCUCCGAGUCUCAUCUCCUGGAAAGCAUUUCCAAAGCUCCAUUACCUUUGGGGACGAUGAUCCUCCACAGCCAGAGUUCAGCCCAAGAAAACAUAAGCCGGGCAGAAGAAACCUUGCCCCACCUGGAGGUGGUAAUAGCACACUUUCAUUGGCCGAAUUUGCUGGUGGUGUGGCCGUAGACACUAAAGCCAGUCCCAAGAGGGAACGUGUAGACCCGGCGUCGAUUAGCGGCAGUGCUGGCAGAACGACAGGUAAACACCGAGUUUACUAGUAGUUUGCGUGGGAUUUCCCACUGUAGAUAAUGGCCGUGAACGGGAACUCUUCCUCUAUUAUGAUUUGAUAUGCCAAGAAGGGCUUCAUCCUGUUUCCUUUUCGUAGAUUUCUUAGACGGCAUAGUUUUAAGUAGAAUAAAACACCUCCUGCUCAAGUUAAGCGUUGUGUGCCUCAUCAAUACAGCCCGUGAUUCUUCUACCUGC
Molecule: messenger RNA, 1201 nt
Organism: Spizellomyces punctatus DAOM BR117
Lineage: Eukaryota; Fungi; Chytridiomycota; Chytridiomycetes; Spizellomycetales; Spizellomycetaceae
Exons: 2
Coding region: 1-996 (331 amino acids)
Source: RefSeq, a predicted model, not a curated record